CCAAAGUUGUUGAAGGCAAACUUGCUACUUGUGCAGGCAGUUUCAGAAGUAUCUAGAUUUAUGUGACUGUUUUUUCAUUUGUUGGACUGUUAGUUCUCACAAACAGCACUUGGAGGCUGAACCAGGGAUCAUGAUGUUAGAGGUGCCAGAAGGAUUUGAGGAUGUUGCUGUUGGAUUUUCAAGAGAGGAGUGGGACCUGCUGAGUGAACAGGAGAAAGAGCUGCACAGGGAGGUGAUGGUACAGAACUUUGAGAAUAUGAUUUCUGUAGGUUACAACAUACCAGUGGACCAACUGUGGUUAUUUAUUAAGAAACAUGAGACAAUUCUACCUGGUGACCGUGAAGCAGGAAAGAUGGUUCAACAAAAGCAGCUUCCUGAUAACAGUACUGACAUCCACAGGAAUGCAGAUUUUAAUGAAAUUCAGAGUCAGCUGCCAUCAUGUGGAACUGGAUGUCCCAAAGCAUUGCCGGAUAAGGUGUUUAGUACAAGAUAUGACCAGGUGCAAACCAAAAACCAGUACCAUAACUGUAUGGAAAGUACUGAUGGGUUUGUACAGAAAACUGAACUUGAAAUGCAUCUGAAAACUCAUAAAGAAGAAAACCCAAGCAAAUGGGUUAAUUCCAGCAACACAUUAACCCUUCAUAGUUGCUUUUUGAAUCAUAGGGAGAAAAAUCAAAAGAAUUUGUUGGAAACAGAUGAACCUAUUUUCAGCAGCAAAAGGCUAAAUAAAUGCAUUGCACUUGUUAACCGUAGAAAAGGUGACCCUCACAUACAUGCCACACGUUUCACAAAGAAGGCAGACUUGAUAAACCAUCAGUAUGUCAACAAUGAAGAAAAAAAAGUAUGUAAACGUGCUGUGUGUGACAAAGGUUUUGUACAGAAGAGUAAUAUGGUAAAAUACCAGUGUACCCACACCAAAGAAAAGCCACACAAAUGUGAUGUUUGUGGCAAGACUUUUGCACUGAAGUGGUACUUAAUACAUCAUCAGAUAAGUCACACCGGUGAAAAACCCUAUAAAUGCACAAUCUGUGACAAAAGGUUUAUAUAUCAGAAGUCUAUGAUAAGUCAUCAGAGUAUCCACACAGGAAAGAAAUAUAAAUGCCCCACAUGUGGCAAGGAAUUUACAAGAAAGGGUAACAUGAGGCAACAUCAGCAUAUCCAUUCUGGAAACAAACCUUUUAAAUGCACUAUAUGUGACAGGAGUUUUGCAUGGAAGAGAUCUAUAGUAGUACAUCAGAGCAUCCACAUUGGACAGAAGCCCUAUAAGUGCACUAUGUGCGAUAAGAGGUUUGUACAGAAGGGUGCCAUGGUAACGCAUCAAUACAUCCAUACCAGGGAGAAACCCUUUAAAUGCACCAUAUGUGACAAGAGUUUUGUAUUGAAGAGAUCUAUAGUAAUGCAUCAGAGCAUCCACACUGGACAACAACCCUAUAAGUGCGCUAUGUGUGAUAAGAAGUUUACACAGAGGAGUGCUAUGGUAACACAUCAAAACAUCCAUACUGGGGAGAAACCCUUUAAAUGUACCACAUGUGGCAAGGGUUUUGCACAGAAAGGUAACAUGCAGCAGCAUCAAUUUAUCCACAGUGGGCAGAGACCCUAUAAGUGCACUAUGUGUGAUAAGAAGUUUACACAGAAGAGUGCUAUGGUCAUGCAUCAAAACAUCCAUACUGGGGAGAAACCCUUUAAAUGCACCAUCUGUGACAAGAGGUAUAUAUAUAAAAAUUCUAUGUUAAGGCAUCAGAGCAUCCAUAUGGAGAAGAAAUCUUAUAAAUGCCCUACAUGUGACAAGGAAUUUAGAUAUAAGAGUAGUAUGAGGCAACAUCAGUAUGUCCAUUCUGAACACAAACCACUUAAACGCACCAUCUGUGACAACAGUUUUGUAUCGAAGAAUAAAAUGGUAAUACAUCAGAAGAGCGUCCACACUGGACAGAAACCCUAUAAAUGCAUGAUGUGUGACAAGAGGUUUACACAGAAGGGUGCUAUGGUAACACAUCAAAAUGUCCAUACUGGGGAGAAACCCUUUAAAUGUACCACAUGUGGCAAGGGUUUUACACAGAAAAGUAACAUGCAGCAACAUCAAUUUAUACACAGUGGUCAGAGACCCUAUAAAUGCUCCAAGUGUGACAAGAGUUUUAUAUGGAAGCGCAGUAUGGAAAGGCAUCAAAACUACCACAGUAGGUAGAAAUCCUCCGUGUGCCAUACAUGCCAAAGGAUUUAUACAGAAAGAUAGCACAAGACAAAAUCAUGAUAUUAGAUCUGCGGAAAGCUCCUGUAAAUGCAGGGAGUGAGACAACAGUUGUGUGAACAAAAGUGAAACAGUAAAUCACCAUUUAGAUUCCAUAUAAAUGUGGAGUAUGUGACAAGAAUUUUAUAUAUAAGGCAAGCCUGGCACAUCAUCUCAUUAUCCACAAUGGGCAUGGAUUGACUACAAAAAAACAUUUGAUAGUAUCCUACAUUCAUGGAUAAAAGCAUGCUUAAAAAUGUGUAAGAUAAACCCUACACUGAUUGACUACAUUAGUGAUC
Messenger RNA from Protopterus annectens (West African lungfish), 2523 nucleotides. Its product is annotated as zinc finger protein 260-like. Bases 131 to 2182 code for a protein of 683 amino acids. The transcript is spliced from 4 exons. NCBI's taxonomy places the organism in Eukaryota, Metazoa, Chordata, Ceratodontiformes, Protopteridae. Gene Ontology annotation, molecular function: RNA polymerase II cis-regulatory region sequence-specific DNA binding; DNA-binding transcription factor activity, RNA polymerase II-specific. Gene Ontology annotation, biological process: regulation of DNA-templated transcription. The record is from RefSeq and is a predicted model, not a curated record.